AUGUCCACGGAGCAGGAAAAAGAACACAAAUUUGAUCGCGAGACAGCAACAGCCAUGGGACCGUACCUAGUCUCAGAGGAUCCGCCUCACUACCUCUCCGCCGUCGAUCUCAGCGACAUUCCCGAGAUGGUCAGGGUUCUCAACAUCAAUAAAGAUAUCUACAAUGGCACUGCUACCUUCCAAUAUCCCUACCUCGAAUCCCAUGCCCACGCCCGCAUCUCCCGCGCCGUUGACUAUACCACCCAACGUGGCUACAACACCCAUUGGGCCAUGCGCACCUCUCCUGAUGGACCUCUCAUAGGCUGGGUCCACGCCUAUAUCCUUCCGGACCCCCAAGAAGUCCACCCCGAAACCGGUCGAGAACUCAAGGUCGCCGAGAUCGGGUACUGGGUCAGUCCCGAGUAUGUCGGCAAAGGAUACGCAGUUCGUUCUGCAAAGUUCGUGACCCACGAGAUCUUGUUCAAGGAGUUUGGAUGCGAUAUCGUGCGUGCGGAGGCCUAUGUCGAGAACCGGUCAAGUCGAAAGAUCAUGGAGGCGACGGGGAUGCGAUGUGAGGUCGAGGCCACAACGGCGUUUAUCCCAAAGUUGCAGCAGCAUCGCAUUGUUUGUUGUUAUGCGGUUCAUAGAGAUCAAUCCACGUACAGUGUUGUCUCCAAAGGACAUUCAUGA
Messenger RNA from Gamsiella multidivaricata, 669 nucleotides. Its product is annotated as acyl-CoA N-acyltransferase. The transcript has a single exon. NCBI's taxonomy places the organism in Eukaryota, Fungi, Mortierellomycota, Mortierellomycetes, Mortierellales, Mortierellaceae. The record is from RefSeq and is a predicted model, not a curated record. Bases 1 to 669 code for a protein of 222 amino acids. Gene Ontology annotation, molecular function: acyltransferase activity, transferring groups other than amino-acyl groups.